This is a messenger RNA of Heteronotia binoei (common prickly gecko), 5799 nucleotides long. RefSeq names its product protein kinase AMP-activated catalytic subunit alpha 1 (gene PRKAA1). Gene Ontology annotation, cellular component: cytoplasm. The record is from RefSeq and is a predicted model, not a curated record. Gene Ontology annotation, molecular function: ATP binding; AMP-activated protein kinase activity. The transcript is spliced from 9 exons. NCBI's taxonomy places the organism in Eukaryota, Metazoa, Chordata, Lepidosauria, Squamata, Gekkonidae. Gene Ontology annotation, biological process: intracellular signal transduction; protein phosphorylation. Bases 122 to 1801 code for a protein of 559 amino acids.
GCUUCCGGGGUUUUUGACGCGGGCGGGCGCUUGUGUGGUUGAGUCGCUCCUUUUCUCUUCCCGCUGGCCUUUCGACUGGUUCGCCCCGUGGGCGGGGAAGCGGCUCUGUCUUCGCUCGCUUAUGCGCAGGCUCGGGUCUUGGCGCAAGAUGGCGGCGGCGGAUAAACAGAAACAUGAGCACGGGCGGGUGAAGAUAGGGCACUACAUCUUGGGGGACACGCUGGGCGUGGGCACCUUCGGCAAAGUCAAGGUCGGCAAACAUGAGCUCACCGGCCAUAAAGUUGCAGUGAAAAUCUUGAACAGGCAGAAGAUUCGCAGCCUCGACGUGGUGGGAAAAAUCCGCAGAGAGAUUCAGAAUCUGAAGCUUUUUCGGCAUCCACACAUAAUCAAGCUCUACCAGGUCAUCAGCACACCAUCUGACAUUUUCAUGGUGAUGGAAUAUGUUUCAGGAGGUGAAUUGUUUGACUACAUCUGCAAAAAUGGAAGGCUUGAUGAAAAGGAAAGCAGACGUCUUUUCCAGCAAAUCCUUUCCGGUGUGGAUUAUUGCCACAGGCACAUGGUAGUUCAUAGAGAUUUGAAACCUGAAAAUGUGCUGCUUGAUGCUCACAUGAAUGCCAAGAUCGCUGAUUUUGGCCUCUCAAAUAUGAUGUCUGACGGUGAAUUUUUAAGAACAAGCUGUGGGUCUCCUAACUAUGCCGCUCCAGAAGUAAUUUCAGGAAGGUUAUACGCAGGCCCAGAAGUGGAUAUCUGGAGCAGCGGUGUUAUUCUCUAUGCUUUGUUAUGUGGGACCCUUCCGUUUGAUGACGAUCACGUGCCAACACUUUUUAAGAAGAUAUGUGAUGGUAUAUUUUAUACUCCUCAGUACCUGAAUCCGGCAGUAAUUAGCCUUCUGAAACACAUGCUCCAGGUGGAUCCCAUGAAGAGAGCUACAAUCAGAGAUAUAAGGGAACAUGAAUGGUUUAAGCAAGAUCUCCCCAAGUACCUCUUCCCCGAAGAUCCAUCUUACAGUUCAACAAUGAUUGACGAUGAAGCCUUAAAAGAGGUCUGUGAAAAAUUUGAAUGCACAGAGGAGGAAGUGCUGAGCUGCUUAUAUAAUCGGAAUCACCAGGAUCCUUUAGCGGUUGCCUAUCACCUUAUCAUAGAUAACAGGAGAAUAAUGAAUGAAGCUAAAGACUUCUAUCUGGCAACAAGCCCACCCGAUUCUUUUCUCGACGAUCAUUUCUCUCGUCCCCAUCCUGAAAGAGUGCCAUUUUUAGUCGCGGAAGCACCAAGGCCUCGUCACACUCUGGAUGAGCUAAACCCACAGAAGUCCAAACACCAAGGGGUCAGGAGGGCGAAGUGGCAUUUGGGAAUCCGGAGUCAAAGUCGACCCAAUGAUAUCAUGGCUGAAGUUUGUCGAGCAAUCAAGCAGUUAGAUUAUGAGUGGAAGGUUGUAAAUCCAUACUAUUUGCGUGUUCGACGGAAAAAUCCGGUGACUGGCACGUAUUCCAAAAUGAGCCUGCAGUUGUACCAGGUGGACAGUAGGACGUAUCUUCUGGACUUUCGCAGCAUUGAUGAUGAAAUUACUGAAGUAAAGUCUGGGACCACCACUCCACAGAGAUCAGGCUCUGUGACUAACUACAGAUCUUGUCAGAAGGAUUCGGACACUGAUGCUCAAGGAAAAUCCUCUGAUAUGUCUCUUACCUCAUCGGUGACCUCUUCCCUCGACUCUUCUGCAGCAGAGUUAACCCCGAGAUCAGGGAGCCACACGAUAGAAUUUUUCGAGAUGUGUGCAAAUCUAAUUAAAAUCCUUGCACAAUGAUUUGUAAGAUUGGUUUAAUUUUUUUUACAGCAAUAAGCAUGCCUAAAGGAAAAAAAAAUCAUAGUCAAAUGCUUCCAAUUAUAAUCAAAUACAGUUAACUUUGGCUCUGAGAUGACUUAGCCACAUUGCAAUUUGCACAGAAAUUGAAUACACAAAAAGCAGUCUAGACCUCUUAAUGCAGUGAAGCAAAUUGUGAUUAGACCUCUUGAAUAUGGUACAGGUGCAAGAAACUUUACAGGCAUUUUGAGUGGAGUUUAUCUUUUCAUUGUGUACACAUUUGGGACUUCAUGGAGUAUUACAACUGACCAGAAAUACCCCCUUUUUGUAGUUUAUGUUGCUGAUUAUAUAUUCCUGUUACAGUAUAAAUGGUCACUUGGUAGAUUGGUCCAGUGAUCACUUGGCCAUGCCACGGGUGACUGUCUCUAUCUCCGUCUUCAGUAGCAUCCUGCUCUAUCAGUAUACGUGUUCUCUUUGUCAAACAGCAGUUGAGACCGCUGGCACAUCUCAGUAUUUGGCAGGUGCAGUCGGCUCAAGUGGAAAAAGUCAAGAUUGCCUUGCUUUGUACCAAUGAAGAGGUUGGAAAGUCCAAAGUCCAUUCAUUGUCCAAAGACACUAUUUGAAUUUUCCAUUGAGUAUAUAAGUGAAAGCUGUGUAAGCCUAACUAAAUACAACCACAAACAGUAUUGGGUUCAGUCAUGAGGUGGGAGUGUAGAAUUGGACCUAAGGGGAACUUUAGGCUUGCUUUCCUUCAGACUGCAGCCGUGGGUCAAAGUAUUUCUGAGACUGAACAGAGUUUCAGAAGGACUUGGAGGCAUAGGGGUGAACCAUUCAAGGGAGAGAGUAAAAAAUGUCUUUGGAGAAUAGCACAAGCCCUUACUUUGAGCUUCAGCAGGAAUGUCAGUUGGGAGCUGUGUGCAGGCAAAAAAAAAAACACUUCCCAGCUUCUGGUGCAAGAGAUGGAUACAGAUCAAACCAUAAUAGAUAAGAAUCACAACUUUGUAGAUUCCAUUUUGUUAUACUGGUAGCCUUGCUAGCAGCUUCCUGCAUGCUACUAUAGGAUGCGGUUCCUGUGCCAUGCCUGAACCCAAAGAGCAUGCGGAUUGGUGCAUGCCGUUCUAAAAUUGGCGCUGACAAUUAUCAGUGGCUCCUGCUUUUUUUCUUUUCAUGCAUCUCAUGGCUUUUUGGCAGAUUUAGUGGGUGAUUUUAGCCUUACCUGUGCAUAAUCACUUUUUUGAUACUGAAUUAAGCCCCCCCCCCCCACCGCCACCACCCAGCAAAUAAUGGAAUGUUAGAUUUGAUUUAGUUUUGAAGUUUGCGAUAGGCCCUUAAAUAGAAAUAAAUGAGCAGGCUUAACUGCCGGCAACCUGCUUGGGGAAUUUUUAAAUUUGAGAAGUUUGCUCCAGGGAAAGCUUGACUUAAAGAGUAAGUUAAAAUUAGAGAAGAAUAUGCAGAUAGAAAUAGUGUUUCCUGCCAGUUUGGCCUGGUGCACACAUUGCGUGCAACGACAGCCAGUGCUAAUGUUGGUUUGCUGUCUUAACCUUGGUUGAGCCCCCAAAUAUAUCAAAAAACCUACAGUUUCAGGCUGUCCCCUUUUCUCAGAAUACAAAUACCACUGCAACCUGCUUUUUACCUUGUGGGCGUAAAUGUGUGGAAAACUGGCUUGACUGUGGUUUGCUUGGUGUAGCUAUAGUGUCUAACUGAUGCAAAUCUUUAUCAGUCUAUGACUUCAUGUUCUAGUUUAUACCCAUCCUUAAUCCUCCUUUGGUGGGGGUUAGACAGUCAAAACCUCAUGGUUACGGAAAGCAAACCAUCGUUUAGUGUUACAUCUGUUUAGGGUGUAUUGCUUGUGCAGAUGCCAUACCGCACAAUUUUUGUAAUCUCUGCUUUGGAAGCGGCAGCAUUUUUAGUUUCAAAAUCUUCAUUAAAAGAUCAUUGAAUAAGCCCUUAGAUUAGAGAUGAAGUAUCUCUUUAUAUCAUUGAACACUGGUAUUCAUGGAGCUAAAAAAAGUUCCAGAAACUGGUGCUGUUGUAUAGCUCUCAUAUGAGAGAGGGUCUGUGGUGAGAGAGGUUCUGCUUAGCAAUGAACGCCAGGUGAAACUGUGCUUAUAGUUGCAUCCAAGUCCAGUGAUCUAGAUCUGCUGAGCAUGUUGACACCAACACCUUAAAUACUCACUGAGCUGAAAGAGACAUGCAGCUGCUUAAUAAGCCCAGGCCUGCUGCUUAAAUUUAGGGCUUUCUCUCGAUUCUUGUUGGUGUCAGAGCUAAUAGAGAUUGGGCCUUACACAUUCUGUAGAGACUCAAAUUUCAUAGCUGCUUUUGGAAUCACUGUUCCCCCCCCCCCCACACCCCCAUAUAUGUUCAGUGGUCUUCUCACAUCAACACUUUCACAUCUCUUCAAACCAUGAUGUUACUUUCCAUAAUGCAACAUCUGUAAAAUGUAAUUUGAGUAGCAGUCUAUAGUGUGUAUUUCAUAUGGAAAGUGUAUGUAUAUUCGUGUGUGUGUGAGAGAGAGAGAGAAGAAAGGAGGGAGGUGUGUUUUAAAGAAAACAUUGAGUAUGUAGUACUGCUCUGAUAACCAUAUUAAAAAAAUUUCUUAUGGAGGGGGGAAUGGGGACCAUGUCAUAGUCCUGUCUUUUAGUUUAAAAAACCAAGAAAACAUCAUGUCUAGUUCUUGCUGCACCAAUGUUCAGUAAUUGUUAUUUUUUUUUUAGUUAUGCUGUGUUUAAUUUUGAAAUUGUUACUAUUGCACUUGGCAAAUGGCAUAAAACGCACACUUUUUAAAAUUGCUGGGUAGUUUUCUAGGAAAGUGUUCAGUGUUACACAAGCUCUAUCUUUGGCACACAUUACGGGGCACAAGCUGUUAAGUGCUAUUGCUGCACAUGUCCUGUUAGUCUUCAGGUGGCCCCAAGCUGGAUUGUAUAUGCCUUUAAAGUAAGCCCCAUGGAGUUUGGUACAGGACUACAUGCAGCCUUGAAGGGAUUGCCAAGGUCCCCUCUUGGAAAAGACUCAAAGGUGGGCGCCAGCAGCACUUGUUGGAUUGUGUCCACUGUUGUCUGUCUGGAUGAUGUCAUGGUGCAACUGAUAUUAAUCUUAUGGAUCUAUCUAUAUAUAUGUUCAGUCCUUUUGUUUUUAAAGCAACCAGGCUUUAACUUUACUUUGGUGUAUAGAAGUUAAAAUACAUAGCAGGAAGGUACUGUGUGCCUGUUCUUAAACGGAGUCAAGUUUUAAUUGUUUUUAAAGAACAGCUUUCAGCCAUCAAAUGUUCCCUUUUUUAUUGAGUUUUUAAAAUAUUUUUUUCAUAGCAGGGGCUGUCCAACGUGUGGCAUUCAAGCAAAAAAUAAUCACUUUUUCAUAACUUUUUACACUUAAAAUAAAUGAUAAGGUUGGAAUGAUUUUUUUUUUACCAGACCGUUAUAUGGUCUUGCAGUGAAGGCUUAAAGUUGAAUUUUUUUAGUGUUACAUUAGAACACGGCAGUAGAUGGUCACAUAGCCAGAGUUUUUGUAUGGAAUUGUUAAGAAAAAGGGCUUGCUUAACUUCAUCUUCAAAAGCUUAAAAAAAAAAAUCAAAGGGAGUAUUGUGUAACUAGCCAAGUACUUUUUGAAAAGUAGUAUUUCUUCAAGUUUGUCCCAGUGGCAAAGCCCUUUGAAUGAUUUGUUUCAUUACGAUUCAUGACCGGCUACGGCAGUUAAUCUGCCCACGUGCAAUGUAUUUUGACACUGGUAAGAGGGUAGAAGUCCAUCUUUGUGGUGCAAUACUUUCAAGACCAACUUUCAGAUAUGUUCUGGCAUAUUUAAAUGUUUCAGUACAUGCUUUUGAGACUUAACUUUGUCAACUGAUUUACCAUUCUAUAGCUUAAGAUGCUGAUGACCACCUUCUCUUACAAACAAGAUGUGCCUACUUCUAUUGCAAAUUUUUUUUGGCAAUACUGAAUGAAAAACUGCUUGUGAUAGCUGUAUGACUUGUUACUUUUAACAAACAUUAAAUUGUAUGCAAAUAA